UCGACGGGCGGCCGGGAACCCGCGCUUCGCCACACUGACUACGCUCGCGCUGUUUACACCGACUUUUCCUAGUGCGUGCCUCUCGUGCCCGCUCCAGCGGCACGUGAUAGGCCGCUGCCGUUUUUUCCCGCUCGUUCGUCUCAGUGACAGCCGAAGUCGUUGACGACUCCUCUUCCCGCCACUUUCAAAUAAAAAACCGAGCAAACCGUUUGGCGCGAAAUGCCGACUCGCAAUCCGCCAAAGAUUAUCAGUGGCAGCCAAUAAACCUUUGCUAGUGAAGAUUAAGUUGUGAUUUUCGGUUCGGGUUCCUCUUGUUAGGUGUUAAUUCUAAAAAAAUGGAUGACUGGGAGCGACACGUGACUCCUUUGCUACAAGACAUGGGCUGCUCGAACGAGGAGGCUCAAGAUGACUUCUUUAAUCAACAGGAUCUGUUGGUCGGCGGAGGCAGCGGCAACGGCGGCGCAGCCACGUCGCCGGAUGGGGGCUCCAGCUCGGCGCCCCCGCUGUCCCCGGGCGGGUCGGGCGUUGCGGGCGGCGCGCUCUCGCCCGGCGCCGGCAGCCACGCCAGCACUCCGGCCGCCUCCUGCUGCGACACGCCGAGACCUAUCAUCACCGACCCGGUCUCGGGCCAGACCGUCUGCUCCUGCCAGUACGACGGCGCUCGCCUUGCCCUCACCUCCUAUCCGCGACUGUCCAGCGCAGCAGUCGGCGUCUACGGAACGCCUUACCCAUCUUCGGACCAGAACCCAUAUCCGAGCAUCGGCGUAGAUAGCUCUGCCUUCUAUUCUCCAUUGAGUAACCCGUACGCGUUAAAAGAGGGCGGUGGUGAGAUGUCGGCUUGGACGUCUGCGGGUCUGCAACCCUCGGGCGGCUACUACCCUUACGACCCCACGCUAGCUGCCUACGGAUAUGGAGCUGGGUACGAUUUGGCAGCCAGGAGGAAGAAUGCAACGCGGGAGUCAACCGCGACUCUGAAAGCCUGGCUCAACGAGCACAAGAAGAAUCCAUACCCGACCAAGGGCGAGAAGAUAAUGCUGGCGAUCAUAACAAAGAUGACGCUCACACAAGUGUCCACGUGGUUUGCUAACGCACGUCGUCGCCUCAAGAAAGAAAACAAAAUGACCUGGGAGCCGAAGAACAAAACUGACGAAGACGACGACACCAUGCUGUCAGAUGAGGAGAAAGAAAAAGACGAUCAAGAAGAUAAAAUCAAACCCCACAAAGAUGAGGAGAGGAAGAGCGAUGAGCUGCUGCAGGGUAUGCAUCAUCAGCUGCUCGGCUACGGGAUCAAAGAGGAAUCGAAACGUGGGCCUUCAGAUUGCGGAGUACCAAUACCUGCAUCAAAGCCGAAGAUUUGGUCGCUGGCAGACACAGCCGCGUGCAAGACACCCCCGCCGGCCGCCCAACCUUGGCCGCAGCACGCGUACGGACCGGGGCCCGAGCGCGCCGCACCCGUCGACGGCAGCGCUAACGGGUUCGCACUGCCAGCAACGGCCGCCAGCCCGGCCGGUGGGGCUUACGGCCGCUACGGAGGCUUCCCCAGUGGGCAGUACGGCCAGCAUCCGUGUGUACAUCCCGCGGCAUUCCCCGAUGUACAAACCGAUACGCCGCCGCAGACACCGCCCAACAUGAAAGUACCAAGCGUCGCGAACCCUCUUGGCAGCGGCGGCUCCGGCUACUGCUUCCCAAGGCACCAGCAGUCGCCGCAGCGUGAUCCUUAUCAUAACCCCCACCACGCUAAUAAUCAUCAGCCCAACCAGCCACAUCAUAACGAAGGCUCAGCCGCAUUUAAGCCGUUUUAUAAAAGCUCGCACUACUCCAACGGUUUCGUGUCAGCCGUCUGAACGCGGACCGCGCGCCACUUGCGGUAAAGCACGUGCAAUCUGGGUCGCAACUUUGCCCAUAAACCCUUAGGGACUAUCGAAUUUUCACUGUGGCAAAAGUGUAUGUUUCCUUUAUAAGAUCUAUCAAGCAAAUUUGUUUUCGAGAUAUGUUUGUCAAUUUCU
Messenger RNA from Papilio machaon (common yellow swallowtail), 2006 nucleotides. RefSeq names its product homeobox protein araucan. Gene Ontology annotation, molecular function: RNA polymerase II cis-regulatory region sequence-specific DNA binding; DNA-binding transcription factor activity, RNA polymerase II-specific. Gene Ontology annotation, biological process: neuron differentiation; regulation of transcription by RNA polymerase II; cell development. Gene Ontology annotation, cellular component: nucleus. The record is from RefSeq and is a predicted model, not a curated record. Lineage: Eukaryota; Metazoa; Arthropoda; Insecta; Lepidoptera; Papilionidae. Bases 336 to 1844 code for a protein of 502 amino acids. The transcript has 7 exons.